GCCCCAUACCACAAUGAACAAUGAUAUUGCCUACACUGCUGGGACGAGCAGGAAAACCAGCAGCUGUAAAACAAACACACACUACUAAACCCCUGGCUAGAGCUGUCCCAAACACUGCUAUGUAUGGGGUGCCUGGUGAUGGGAAGCACUGUGGGAAACAAGAAAGUUUGCCAACAACAAGAGUGUUGGUGGGGCAGCUUGGGAACCUGCCUGAAUGGCACAAGCUUCCAUCAGAAGUGAACUGGAAGAACUGGUCACCAGAAGGGUUUGGUGAUGUGAGGAAGAUGCUACCACCCUGUGGACACUACAUGCAGCACUGUAUGCAUCAGCCCAGCUCUCUGUCUGCUUCCCGUGGGCCUUUGACCACAUCUGCUGGAUCUGUUCCCUCCAGGCCCGUGGUUACUUACGCCAGAAGAACAGUCUGCAAGGUCUCCCAUAAGAAACAGCUUUCGUUUUUCUCACUGCGCUCCUUUAUCAGCAUUUAGGGGAAAAAAAAGAUAUCUCAACGGCAUUUCCAUCUCACGUUGUCCCUGUGCCCUACUGAACUCCAAGUGUUACAGUGGAGCAAAGGGAGAAUGUGCAGCCUUUUGUGCAACAAAUCCAUCUCAUACAAAUCAGUAAUCAACUGCGUGGGGGGUUUCCUCUUGGGUAAUACAGGGGAUCUCUUUCAUCAGGCAAACAGAGGUAGUUUGGCCAUUUUGAUGGUGUUGUUUUUUUGAACUGGAAUUUUCCUUCCUCAGUGGUGUCACAGGAGUCUUUAAUCACAAAGCAUGUGAUUCCAAAAUCCACGAGGAGUUGGGGCUGAAGUAAAACCCACUGCUUGUACAGCUUGAGCCCUUCUCAGUCAUCUGGAAAGCAAACUUCAUUUUUGCAUGUCGCCAUGAAAUCCACACGUCUGUGUGUGCCAUAAGCAGACAGCAAACCCAGUCCUCUGCCCCAGCAAUGCCAUCUUUGUGAACUUUGAUGAUGAAGUGCCAACCAAACCCUUGGAUGCUGCUGCACAGGCCUGGAAGAAAGUGUGCACCAAUCCUGUGGAUAGGAAGGUGGAGGAAGAGCUGAGAAAAGAACACUGAAAGCAAAAAAAUUUAAGAAUCGCUGCAUGCAGAUGACACUUACCCAAACUGAUGUCCGUGGGAAGGAGGACUGCCUCUAUCUGAACAUCUGGAUCCCUCAAGGGAAGAGAGAAGUCUCCACCAACUUGCCAGUGAUGGUCUGGAUCUACGGUGGUGCCUUCCUUCUUGGAGGGGGUCAAGGAGCCAACUUCCUUGACAACUACCUCUAUGAUGGUGAGGAGAUCGCCGUGCGGGGCAAUGUGAUUGUGGUGACCCUCAACUAUCGUGUGGGGCCCCUGGGCUUCCUCAGCACUGGAGACCCAAACAUGCCAGGGAACUACGGGCUGAAGGAUCAGCACAUGGCUAUUGCCUGGGUGAAGAGGAAUAUCAAGGCCUUUGGAGGCGACCCAGACAACAUCACCAUCUUUGGGGAGUCAGCUGGUGCUGCCAGUGUCUCCCUGCAGAUAUUGUCCCCAAAGAACGCAGGUCUGUUCAAGAGAGCCAUCAGCCAAAGCGGUGUCAGUCUGUGCAGCUGGGUCAUCCAAAAGGACCCACUCACUUGGGCUAAAAAGGUUGGAGAGCAGGUGGGCUGCCCCACAGACAACACCACGGUCUUGGCCAACUGUCUCCGUGCCACUGACCCCAAAGCCCUGACACUGGCCCACCACGUGGAACUGAUCUCCCUGCCUGGUCCCCUGGUUCAUACACUCUCCAUCACUCCUGUUGUUGAUGGAGACUUCCUCCCUGACAUGCCAGAGAACCUCUUUGCCAAUGCUGCUGACAUCGACUACAUUGCUGGGGUCAACAACAUGGAUGGACAUUUCUUUGCUGGCUUUGAUUUACCUGCUAUCAACCGUCCACUUCAGAAAAUCACUGCGAGCGAUGUCUAUAACUUGGUCAAAGGACUAACUGCAGACAGGGGUGAGAGAGGAGCCAACUUGACGUACGAUCUCUACACAGAGUUGUGGGGUGACAACCCAGAGCAACAAGUCAUGAAGAGAACAGUGGUGGACCUGGCUACCGACUACAUUUUCCUGAUUCCCACACAGUGGACACUAAACCUGCACCACAAGAAUGCCCGGAGUGGCAAGACAUACAGCUACUUGUUCUCCCAGCCAUCUCGAAUGCCCAUCUAUCCAAGCUGGGUAGGGGCAGACCACGCUGAUGACUUGCAGUACGUGUUUGGGAAACCCUUUGCCACCCCUCUAGGCUACCUGCCCAAGCACAGGACAGUCUCAUCUGCCAUGAUUGCUUAUUGGACCAAUUUUGCCAGGACUGGUGACCCCAACAGUGGGAAUUCAGAGGUGCCCAUUACCUGGCCACCCUACACCACUGAGGGUGGUUACUACCUGGAAAUCAACAACAAAAUAAACUAUAAUUCAGUGAAACAGAAUCUGAGAACCCCAUACGUGAACUACUGGAAUUCAGUCUAUCUAAAUCUGCCACUGAUUGCCAGCACAUCCUAGACUGUGGAGCCGCUGAAAACCCAAGCAAAACCACCUUUUAAAGACAGGCCAAGUUCAUUAAAUGCUUGCUUGCAACUGAGGGA
This is a messenger RNA of Gallus gallus (chicken), 2601 nucleotides long. RefSeq names its product carboxyl ester lipase (gene CEL). The coding region runs from base 1100 to 2518 and encodes 472 amino acids. The transcript is spliced from 10 exons. Gene Ontology annotation, molecular function: sterol ester esterase activity; triacylglycerol lipase activity; signaling receptor activity. Gene Ontology annotation, biological process: chemical synaptic transmission; modulation of chemical synaptic transmission; presynaptic membrane assembly. Gene Ontology annotation, cellular component: synapse; postsynaptic specialization membrane; cell surface. Lineage: Eukaryota; Metazoa; Chordata; Aves; Galliformes; Phasianidae. The record is from RefSeq and is a predicted model, not a curated record.